Nasonia vitripennis (jewel wasp) is the source of this 2308-nucleotide messenger RNA. It is a transcript of the gene Sf3b2, whose product is annotated as splicing factor 3B subunit 2. Gene Ontology annotation, biological process: mRNA splicing, via spliceosome. The record is from RefSeq and is a predicted model, not a curated record. The transcript has 3 exons. Gene Ontology annotation, cellular component: catalytic step 2 spliceosome; nucleus; precatalytic spliceosome. Lineage: Eukaryota; Metazoa; Arthropoda; Insecta; Hymenoptera; Pteromalidae. Bases 333 to 2231 code for a protein of 632 amino acids.
ACGGUGCUGUUGAAGCUACGACCUGAUUCUCUAUAGUUUUUUGUUAAAAUCAGUGUUUGUGUUCGCUUGAAUAUGCUUGUGCAAGUAUUUACUUAGUUUUGGAUACUUGAAAAGCCCGCUACCUGCUUACGCGUCGUGACGUAGGCGAUCACGUGAUCUGUAUAUUACCAAAAUAACAGACGCGGAUGACGAGUUGAAGCUAACCUCAAAGUUGUUAUUGGCGUUGCGACUUUGCGUGCAAAAGGUUAACUCUUUAAGAGAAUUUUCCUUCAGUUUUCGUCGUAAAUAGAGAAGUUUUAAACGAUCGGACAGAAAGUUAAGUUAAUAUCAACAUGGUGCAGGAAGAAGUAAUAUUACCUCCAGGUUUGGAACACUCGUUUGUUCAGAGGCGAAGCCAGGAGUUCUACGAGCCUGCGUCAGAAAAAGUUGUGAAUGGAAAAAAAUCCGACAAAAACAGGCCGAAGAAGAGGAAGAAGAAGAAGAAGAAGCAAAGGAACACUGAAGAGAAGAAAGAUGAUAAUGCAAACGACGCGGAUAUCAGCGGUACGGAUCCCGAACCGGAGAUUGAGUAUAUACAGGAGAUUCCCACAGUCAACGACCUCGAGCCUAUGUACAGACAAUUUGCCAAAGUUUUCGAGGCAUUCAAGUUGGUUGAGCCUGACAAGGACAAAGCUGAUGGAGCUGAGGCUGUCAGUCAGAAUCCGCAGCUAAGUGCAGCUACAGCAGCAGCUGGUGCCAUUGCCAGCAAACUUGGAGCACUCGUCGACGAAUACGAAGAAGACAUACAGGCCCACCAGAAACAGCAGCAGCAGGCUGCAGAAGAAAGUGGCGCUCCACGCAUUUCUAAAAGGAAGAUGAAGAAAUUAACAAGGCUCAGUGUAGCUGAACUCAAACAACUGGUUGCAAGACCAGACGUUGUAGAGGGCCAUGAUGUUACAGCCCGUGACCCCAAGCUGCUGGUACAACUUAAGGCGCACAGAAACACUGUGCCUGUUCCCAGGCACUGGUGUUUCAAACGAAAGUAUCUGCAGGGCAAGAGGGGUAUAGAAAAGCCUCCGUUCGAUUUGCCUGCAUUUAUCAAGAGUACUGGCAUUACAGAAAUGAGGGCCAGUUUACAAGAAAAAGAUGAGUCCAAAACUCUGAAGGCUAAAAUGAGAGAAAGAGCUAGGCCUAAAUUGGGUAAAAUUGAUAUUGAUUAUCAAAAGCUGCACGAUGCCUUCUUCAAAUGGCAAACCAAACCUAGAAUGACCAUUCAUGGAGAUCUCUACUAUGAAGGUAAAGAGUUUGAAACUCGUCUCAAAGAAAAGAAACCUGGUGACUUGACCGAUGAGCUAAGAACAGCUCUGGGCAUGCCUAUUGGGCCUAGCUGUAAUAAAGUACCUCCACCCUGGCUUAUUGCUAUGCAGCGUUAUGGACCACCACCCAGUUAUCCUAAUUUAAAGAUUCCUGGAUUGAAUGCUCCGAUCCCAGAAGGCUGUGCAUUUGGUUAUCAUGCUGGUGGAUGGGGUAAACCUCCAGUAGAUGAAACAGGCCGACCUCUUUAUGGAGAUGUCUUUGGAGUGGCCCGUACAGCUGGAGGUGAUAAUUUGGAUGAUGAAGUAGACAAAGGUAUGUGGGGUGAACCCGAAUCCGAAUCAUCUGGAGAUGAGGAUGAAGAAGAAGAAGAGGAAGAAGAAGAUGAAGAAGGCAAGGAAGAUGCUACUGGUCUCGUUACACCUGGAGCUGAAGGUCUUAUAACUCCAAGUGGUAUUACAUCCAUACCAGCUGGCUUGGAGACACCAGAAACCAUUGAGCUGAGAAAGAGGAAAAUUGAGAGUGAAAUGGAAGGUGGUGAUACUCCUGCCUUGUUCACCGUACUUCAAGAGAGAAGAACUGAAAAUUUGGGUUCAAGCAUGAUGGGUAGUACGCAUGUUUAUGACAUGACUGGAGCAGGAGGACAAGCACCGCCAUCGGUUAUAGCUGCGAGACGUGGUGUGGUUUCAACAUCUGAACAACGGGCUACCGAAAGAGAAGGAGCCGUUGAAUUGGCACUUGAUCCUAGUGAGUUGGAUCUAGACUCAGAAGCUAUGGCUACUCGUUACGAAGAAACAAUGCGAAAUCGACAAGCUUUGCGUCGAGAAGAUUUAUCCGAUAUGUUGCAAGAUCACGUUCAAAGGCAAAAGAGCAAGCGAAAACGCCAGCAGACGCAAGAUACGAAAUCGUCGAAGAAAUACAAAGAAUUCAAAUUUUAAGGGCUUGAAAUAUUAUGUAAUAGAACAUGUAAAUAUUAUAAUGAUUAUAAAAAUAAAUUUUCUAUUCACAAACAGAA